This is a messenger RNA of Camellia sinensis, 1180 nucleotides long. RefSeq lists its product as uncharacterized. The record is from RefSeq and is a predicted model, not a curated record. Gene Ontology annotation, molecular function: GTP binding; GTPase activity. Lineage: Eukaryota; Viridiplantae; Streptophyta; Magnoliopsida; Ericales; Theaceae.
ACAAAAAGGGAAAAAGAGCAAAAUUCGAAUUCCCCCAAUUGAUCAACAAUCUCUCUCUCUCUCUCUCAUCUCUCUCUCUCUGUCACACACGCACACAGAUCGUCCAAUACUACUACUGCUGCUGGAAAUACAUAUCAAUCUGUAAAUUAGUAUAUAUAUAUCUACAGCCUACAGGCUUACUGAUCGUGAAUUCCAGUUCGAAGAAUCUUCUCUCUCCUCCCUUGUGAACAAAGAAAAGUUCCAUCGUUGACGUUUUCUCGACCUCCGAAACAGACUGACAGAGUAAUCAGUGAUCAAAAUUCAUCAAUGGGACAAGCCUUUCGGAAGCUUUUCGAUGCCUUCUUCGGCAAUACUGAGAUGAGGGUUGUGAUGCUUGGCUUGGAUGCUGCUGGUAAAACAACUAUCUUGUACAAACUACACAUUGGAGAGGUUUUAUCAACUGUUCCUACAAUUGGUUUCAAUGUGGAGAAAGUGCAGUAUAAGAAUGUGAUAUUUACAGUGUGGGAUGUAGGAGGGCAAGAGAAAUUAAGGCCACUAUGGAGGCAUUAUUUCAAUAACACUGAUGGACUGAUUUAUGUUGUUGACUCUUUGGACCGAGAGAGAAUCGGGAAAGCAAAACAAGAGUUUCAGACAAUCAUAGCAGAUCCAUUUAUGCUCAACAGUGUCAUCCUUGUGUUUGCAAACAAACAAGACAUGAAAGGAGCAAUGACUCCAAUGGAAGUUUGCGAAGGACUAGGGCUUUAUGAUCUUAAGAACAGAAAAUGGCAUAUGCAAGGGACUUGCGCGCUUAAAGGGGAUGGCCUCUACGAGGGCUUGGACUGGUUAUCUAGCACUCUCAAAGAGUUGAGAGCCACUGGAUACUCUUCAGUGGGCACCUCAGCAUUCUGAUUAAUCAGGCUUGUGUUGAGGCCCUGAUGUUUGUGAUUGAGCUGAAGAUCUCGUGAUUUCACAAUUUGACAAGUCUUGAACUCUAGAUGAUAUUUUUUUUUUUCUGGGUUGUGUUUCUGAAAGCUAUUGAAGUGUAUUUGGUGUCUACUCAUGGCCUUAAAUGGCAUUUUGAUCUGUCACUUCCUUCAUUGUAUAUUACAACAUGGUCACACGGCCCUGCCAUUGGCGUCGAUUAGUUCUGUUGGCACAUACAUGUUCUAUAUAAAGGUAGGUGGAUUGUAUUUUUGCACUC